Molecule: messenger RNA, 1283 nt
Organism: Pogoniulus pusillus (Red-fronted tinkerbird)
Lineage: Eukaryota; Metazoa; Chordata; Aves; Piciformes; Lybiidae
Product: neurturin-like
Exons: 3
Coding region: 191-928 (245 amino acids)
Molecular function (GO): receptor tyrosine kinase binding; glial cell-derived neurotrophic factor receptor binding; growth factor activity
Source: RefSeq, a predicted model, not a curated record
AGUUUGCAAGGAGCUGAAACAAUAAAGGGGGCCAGGAGGCAGCUUCGAGCAGGAGCCGCUUUCCAGAGCCUGUCUUUGAUGGGGAUUUGAUGGCUGACAGCUCACUGACCAGAGCUCCCACCCGAUCCCCUGCUGCCCUGCCUGCCCCCGGGGGCAGCUGUAAAAUCCCACCGGAUCCGAUCUGCUUUGGAUGGAGAACGUGGAGUGGCGUCAGAGUCUCAAUGUUCUGACUUGCUCUAAGAUGAAGGUAUGGAAGCUUGCAGCCCUUGCAUCGAUGCUCCUCAGCUCCAUGUUAUCCAUUUUAGUUUGUAGAGACAUGUUCAACGGAAGCCGGAAAUACAGCCCCUUGCCUUCCUCGCCGUCUUCCUCAUGGACAUCCUCCUCCUCUUCCUCCUCUUCCUCCUCCUCUUCCUUGCUGCUGGCGGCUCCGCGGAGAUCCCCACGGGCCCUGCAACGCCACAGCUCGCUGCUGGCCCAGUACAGCAGCUUGCUGGAGAGCUACACGGAGGGGGAGAUCCGGCAGCUGAUCUCGGCGCUGGUGGAGCGUUACAGCCAGGCUAUGAACUCGGGGGGCCACGAACUGCCUCUCUUCCCCAGGUCGGGCAGCCGCAGGAAGCGUGCCAGGGCACGCCACAAACCCUGCGCCCUGAAGGAGCUGGAGGUGAGCGUCAGCGAGCUGGGGCUGGGCUACGAAUCGGACGAGACGGUUCUGUUCCGCUACUGCAGCGGCACCUGCGACGCUGCCGUCCGCAGCUACGACCUCUCGCUCAAAAGCAUGAGGAGCAAGAAGAGGAUCAAGAAGGAGAAGGUCAGGGCUCGCCCCUGCUGCCGCCCGCUGGCUUACGACGAUGAUGUCUCCUUCCUGGACGCCUACAACCGCUACUACACCGUCAACGAGCUGUCGGCCAAGGAGUGCGGCUGCGUGUGAAGGGAGGAGGAGAUCCCACCGCGGAGAGGGUGGGAGAGGUGAUGCCCCCCCCCCCGGUCCCGACGUGCUGCUGGCCGCCAGGCAGAGGGACCAGGGGGUGCGGCGGGGAUAGGGGAGACCGACCCCAGACCUCUCUGGCUGGACGAGGAGAGACUGAGGAGCUGCUGCGCCCCUCAGCGUCACCGUCCCGCUCGCUGCGCAGGACCAGAGACGUGGCCGUCGGUGCCGGUGGAUGCUGCGGGGGUCGGAGCGGUGACAGCUGCUCACCGCUGUUGUCCCAACCCCCCCCCCACCCUGGGGGUGUCCCAGGGGUCCCUGUCAGCCCUCAAGGAGGGUGACAGUAGGCGUGCAACAC